UAAGAACUGUUAAGAAUCUUUGAAAUAUUGGAUACAAAACUGGGUGUGAAUUUGCCAUUUGAUUCAAGUUGGUUCUGGCACGUUCUUGUGACAAAUUUCGGUUGUGUUUGGUUCGGUUUGUCGGUUAAUGUCUGUUGCUAAUUACCAGCUGCAUUAAUCUGAUAAAUGAAAAGAAUAUCUUUUGGGUUAUUAUCCCAAAAAAUUAUUCAACAAUGGAGAUCGAUCAAGAGGAAUCACUCUGCACUCCACGACGAGUUCAGAAAUGCCUUUUCGCAUCUUUCGAGAAUAGUUUGCAGAAGAGAAACGUACUUCAAGAUGUGAACUAUGUCAAAGAAGGUGAAGCAUUAGAAGAAGAGUCAGACUUAGGGCCCAUGUCACCCUUAGCUUUUACUGAUCGCAGUCCAAGCACCAGCGACAGCUCAUCAAGAAGAGAAUAUGUAUCUCCACUUACAACGCCUGAAAAAUCUUCAUGUAACAAACCGAUCCCCUGGGAUCGUUUAACAUCCAGAUGCAACUCAGAGGUUUACAUGUCACCUUUCAGCUCGCUCAAGAAGGUCGCUAGAUCUGCUAGAUACUCACCAAGAUGUAAAAUAUUUAAUGAAAAUUCUUCAAAAUUAUUGCCGUCCACUCCGGAGAAACUGGCAGCACCAUUAACGCCACAACGCUCAAAAAUAAUAGACGCUAUGAUGGACAAUGUGGUCCCGGAAACACCCCAAGGGGACUGCGCUGCAAAGAUGCAGGAUGAAAGCAUCACGGAGACACCGCGGAAAUCGAGAAGUCCUAAAUGCAAAUUGCUGACACCCCUAAGUUCUAUGAGUAAGACAGCCCCGUUGCCGAAGUUGCACAAACGAAAAUCUCUGGGUACGCUUGAGACAGGUGAGAACAUCUCUCCCGAGCAAAAAGAGAAUACAUUGAAGAGAAAAUCACAUGAGCAAUUAGCAAUAAAACCAGCAAAAUUGUUCAAGUCGGACGACAUCUCCGCGCCCAAAGCAAGAGCGGCGUUGUUUCAAGAGGAGACAAAUGAAUGUGACAAAUUGGAAAAUUUCUCACUAAGUACAAAAACGUUUUACAGCAAUCACGUGAAAACCGAGCGACCAUUCGUCUUCGGAAGUCUUAAGAAUAGCAGCGAUGUGGUAAACCGGAGGCGAAGUUUACCCGUGCAAGGCAGCAGCUACAGACGCUCGUUGAAGAAAGAGAGAUUCGGUAGAAUAAACGCCGGCGUGUUCCACGGAAUAAAAAAGCCGAAACCCAAAGUAAAUUUAACGGUACUGAAGAAAGAAGAGACCGAGAAAAAUAAUCCCACGAUUUCGGAGAAGAGUUUGUCUCCGUCCGUGAAAAUUCAGUUCGAGGUGAACGCGACCGUGGAGAAAGCCGCCUCAUCCGAGAUCGACGAGAGCAAGCGAUUCUUCAAAACGAAUAAAACGGUCAGAUUAAGUCACGCCGCCACAGUGGCAGUAAAUAACAAGAGUCGAUUGAAAGUCACGGACGGUAAAAUUGCAUCAAACCAGAAACAGAUUCCUUCCGCGACAAACACUAAGCGGCAAUCGACAGUUUCGAAUAUUUCUCUCGAUGCUACCGAUUUAACUGUGGAUGAGCCGGAAGCUAUGUUGCAGCAAGAUAAGGUCGCCGAUCUGCUGAAAAUAUUAGAAGAUGACUGGGAAGACGAUUAUGAUACGAUGGAACCGUUAACCAACAGUAUCGAUACCGUUUCUCCGUCGAAGUCGGUAUCGACAUUAUUGGACGAUCCAAUUACAUCUCCAACUAGUGAACUCAGUAAUAUGACCUCGACAAUGAACAUCGAAGACACCGUUUCAGUUGAUAAUAAGGACGGUAAUCGCAAUGCAGAAACUAGCAAAGAGGAACCCGAGAAAAGAUAUUUCCCAUUAUUCACUAAAGGAUAUUCUAUACCUGAUACUAUUUUCGAAGAGCCAGACAAAUCUACUAAAAUGACAAAAAGAAACAUACAGUGGCAGUUAUCUGAAAAAGCUGGUGGUGCAGGUGAUCAAUAUCAGUUAGAUGCUGGGCAAAAACAAUUCGGUGCUACUCAAUGUCCGGAAUGCAACAUUGUGUAUCAGUUAGGAGAUGCUGAGGAUGAAAAUGCUCAUUUAAAUUAUCAUAACAGCAUACGGAUCUUAAAAUUCCACGGAUGGAAAAAUGAGCGUGUCAUAAUAGAGGAUCCCUUCACAUCGAGCAGAAUUAUUUUGGUCGAACCGCACGAUUCUAAGCACUAUUGGAAGAAAGUAUUGGAUAUUUUGAGUGUCGUAGAUAGGGAUCUAGGAUUGUCGGAUAUAGAGAUAUCAAACUAUCGGAGCAAAAGGGUGCUCUUGUACAUACGCGAAAAGAACGUUCUGGGGGUGCUGGUAGCGGAGUCCAUCAAAAUGGCACAUCGUAUGAUUCCCGAACUGAUUGACCUGGACUGCUGCACCGCCGAGAGCACACCUACGAAGUGCGGCAUAAACGUUGUGUGGACCGCAAUGAGCCACCGUAGACAGGGUAUAGCUACGAAGCUCGUCGAUACAUUGAGGGCCAAAUAUUUUUACGGUUACGUGAUGUCGUUGGAUGACAUAGCGUUUUCAAUACCGACUCCGAGCGGCAAGAUCUUCGCUGAGAAAUACACCAAAACGCGAAAUUUUAAGGUCUACAAUUAAGUUCAUCUUUGCUCGAACUUUCAACGUUAUGUUUUCUAAAUGCUGGUAUUUUUCAGCUGGUAGUUUUAGCCAGUAACCUAUUAUAUCAUAUAUGUUUAUUCUAUUGCAUUCUUUUGCUGUAAUAGUUAUGUAUUUUUGUGAAAUUUGCUACAUAGAGUAAGAUUUAAAUGACUUAAUUUAUUUCUAUAUAUUGAUUACUCUUGGUACUGAUUAUUAUCUUUUUUUUUAAUUGUUUGUCUACAUGAUAUUGCAUCAUAAACUUAUUAAAAAUAUACAAUUUGUAAGGUUUUACUGAUUUUAUUUAGACAAUUUGAAAGUUAGUAGUAAAAAUCGGUAUAUUUUAAAGUAAAUGCAUUUGAUGACUGUAUUCUUAAUUUAUUAAAUUCCUGGUAUUUUAAUUAUUGGUAUUUCUUUCACAUGAUUUUUAAAUAAUAUAUUUAACAAGGAAAUAUUGUAAAUGUGAAAGAAUAUUAAAACUUCUUCAUGUAUUAGGUGACAAAAAUAAACCAAUUAAUGUGAUUAAAUAAAAAAA
This is a messenger RNA of Ooceraea biroi (clonal raider ant), 3180 nucleotides long. RefSeq names its product Establishment of cohesion (gene eco). Gene Ontology annotation, molecular function: protein-lysine-acetyltransferase activity. The record is from RefSeq and is a predicted model, not a curated record. Gene Ontology annotation, biological process: mitotic sister chromatid cohesion. NCBI's taxonomy places the organism in Eukaryota, Metazoa, Arthropoda, Insecta, Hymenoptera, Formicidae. Gene Ontology annotation, cellular component: chromatin; nucleus.